AUGAGCUGGCUUCGGAAUAUCCCCUUUAUUCUUAUUGGGGUUAUUGUCGAUGUUUUGCUUUUCCGGUACUCGAGGAAGGAAGCUGACGAUCCUUUUAGAGGAAUAUGGUUCUGGGUGUUGGUGUCUUUUGGAUGCUACAUGCCCGUGGCGUUGAUUCAUUUAGGGGGAAUGAAGGAUGCUUUGUUGAUGAUUGUAAAGACGAUUGCUUAUGUGAUGAUUGUGGUUUUGGGUUACAUGAGAAUCCCUUAUGAUAUCAAGUCAAGUAUGGUUUUUCUUGUUUGUUUAAAAGUAAUGCCAAUAUUUGAUUAUUGUUUUUUCCAGUUUACUCCACGUUGA
This is a messenger RNA of Blastocystis hominis, 336 nucleotides long. RefSeq lists its product as hypothetical. NCBI's taxonomy places the organism in Eukaryota, Bigyra, Opalinata, Blastocystidae. The coding region runs from base 1 to 336 and encodes 111 amino acids. The transcript has a single exon. The record is from RefSeq and is a predicted model, not a curated record.